This is a messenger RNA of Oreochromis aureus, 987 nucleotides long. RefSeq names its product trace amine-associated receptor 13c-like. The transcript has 2 exons. The record is from RefSeq and is a predicted model, not a curated record. Gene Ontology annotation, biological process: G protein-coupled receptor signaling pathway. Lineage: Eukaryota; Metazoa; Chordata; Actinopteri; Cichliformes; Cichlidae. Gene Ontology annotation, molecular function: trace-amine receptor activity. Gene Ontology annotation, cellular component: membrane. The coding region runs from base 1 to 987 and encodes 328 amino acids.
AUGGUGAUACAGAAAGGAGCUGAGCUCUGCUUUCCACAACUCCUCAACAGUUCAUGCAGGAAGCCAACACUUCACUGGUCCAAAGCUGUGUUUCUGAACAUUAUGCUGCCCUGCCUCUCUCUGACCACUGCUGCUCUAAACCUUUUGGUCAUCAUCUCAGUCUCCCACUUCAGGCAACUUCAUACACCCACUAACAUCCUCCUUCUGUCUCUGGCUGUCUCAGACUUUCUCACGGGUUUCCUGAUUUUGCCAUUAGAAAUAAUUAGAAACAUGGCCUGCUGGGUACUUGGUGAUCUCAUGUGUUCUGUUUAUACUUAUUUGAUCACCAGUCUUUUCUGUGCUUCAACUGGGAUCAUAGUUCUAAUAUCAGUUGACCGCUAUGUGGCUAUUUGUGACCCUCUGCAUUACCCCACCAGAAUGACUGUGGUGAGAUCCAAGCUUAGUGUGUGCCUAUGUUGGUUUUAUUCGACUUUCUACAGCAGCCUUCAAACAAAGGAUGUUCUAAUUAAUCCAGGCAGGUAUAAUUCCUGCGACGGAGAGUGUGUGUUUCUCAUCAGUAAUAUUGCAGGGACCGUUGACCUUGUUUUAUCUUUUAUUUUUCCAGUUUCUGUCAUCAUAAUUUUGUAUAUGAGAGUAUUUGUGGUGGCUGUGUCUCAGGCUCGUGCCAUGCGCUCUCAUGUUACAGCUGUCACACUUCAGAGUUCACUGAAUCAAACAAACAAAUCUGAGUUGAAAGCGGCCAGGACUCUGGGGAUUCUUGUAGUUGUGUUUCUUGCAUGCUACUGUCCAUUUUACUGCUAUUUUCUUGUAAAAGAAAAUGUGGUCAAUGAUUCAGCUACAUUUUUUGUGAUCAUUUUAUAUCAUGUUAACUCUUGUUUGAAUCCAUUAAUCUAUGCCUUGUUUUACCCCUGGUUUAGAAAUGCUGUUAAACUUAUCAUCACUUUUCAGAUAUUCACGCAUGACACCAGUGGGGCCAACAUACUAUAA